This is a messenger RNA of Colletotrichum spaethianum, 825 nucleotides long. RefSeq lists its product as uncharacterized. The transcript is spliced from 3 exons. The record is from RefSeq and is a predicted model, not a curated record. Bases 1 to 825 code for a protein of 274 amino acids. NCBI's taxonomy places the organism in Eukaryota, Fungi, Ascomycota, Sordariomycetes, Glomerellales, Glomerellaceae.
AUGGACCAAGGAGAAGAGCAGAUGAUGACAUCAACUGUUUUCCAUUUUGUGCCCUUUUUUUUUACUCUUUUUCGUUUCGAUUCGAACAAGCUUCACAGUGUUCGAUUACUGCUCAUCCUCCACAUCAUCGGCCUGGGUCUCGACAAAGGUCAUGGUGACGCCCUCGCCGCUGACAUUCAGGUUGACAGUGUCAAUGGCACCGGCGCUGACGCCCCGCGCGGCGAGCUCCUCGUGUGCGCGCUUGACGACGUUGUUGGAGUUGACGGGGACGACUUGGGCAACAGGGACGGAGGGGUCGCGGGCGACGAGCUUGUCGGCGGUCAUCUCAACGCCUCGGACGUACAUGGUGGUGACCUUGGCACGGCGGCGAGGAGGCUGCUGGGCCUCGUCGGAGCGGGCCUUGACCUUCUGCUGAGCGACGAUGGAGCCCUGGGUGGAGGCGGCGGCGGUGCCUCCGGUGGCCUUGCCGGUGCCGGCGGCGGCCGGGCUGUUUUCGAUGAUCAUACCAACACCGGAGCCUUUCUCGCCAGUGCCGAGCUGGACCUUGGGACCCUUGGUAAGGGCGGCCUCGGCGUACUUCAGGGCGCGGUCGAAACCGGCCAGGUCUCUCUUCUCGCCGGCAGCGUGGGACUUGCUAAGCUGUACGCGAGGAGCGAUCUCCUUGCCCAUACCCUGGAGAGCGGCAAUGGCCUGUGCCUAUAUGGAAGAAACGUCACGAGAGUAGGCGCCAAGGUUGAUGUUCAAGGGCAGGGCAUUGAGGUGAGCGGCCAGGCCGGCAAUGGCGAAGAUGUAGCGGUUAACCAUAUUGUCGAUCGGUUCGGGUAG